This is a messenger RNA of Chenopodium quinoa (quinoa), 1860 nucleotides long. RefSeq names its product haloacid dehalogenase-like hydrolase domain-containing protein 3. The record is from RefSeq and is a predicted model, not a curated record. NCBI's taxonomy places the organism in Eukaryota, Viridiplantae, Streptophyta, Magnoliopsida, Caryophyllales, Amaranthaceae. The transcript is spliced from 4 exons. The coding region runs from base 569 to 1342 and encodes 257 amino acids.
UUCUUCUGAAAACUUCAGUACACUUUAAGAUUAGAGACCAACCUCACGUUUUAAGGCCCCUAGAUUAGGCUUAAACCAACGAUAACUUACAUCCAUUUAUGUAAUUACCACCGCCAACAUUAAUCUGUGUGCUUGAAUAAAAAGUUAGCUUCGUAAUUAACAAUUCAGCGGCACUCUCUCUCUUACUCUCCAGUUGAGACUUCUAUUUUCUUUCUUUCUUUUUAAUUUAAAUUAAAUUAUUCCCAAAUGCUUGACCAAUUCGCUACAAAUUUCGGACUCACCCAAGUUAUCUUAGAUUCUUUGUCUGAUUUCUGCAUCUGGAAAAUUUUCAGAUUAUUGAUUUUAAUGGCUGACUGUAGGAGUUUAUAAAUCUUGCCUGGAGGUUUCAGCUGCAGUCAUCUUCAAAAGUUAAAAUUUUCUUUCAAACCUUGAAGUCCUAUAGUGUGGCAAGUGUACUAUAAUUGGAUCUUGAAGUUUUCUUUGCUAUAGUGUGCAAUAGUUGGACCUUGAAGUUUUGUUGCUGCAGUGUGCUAAAGUUGUACCUUUGCCACUUGUUUGGACUGCAGAGAUGACAAUCUUGUCAAAGUUACGUUGUAUAACUGUUGAUGUUACCGGUACUCUCUUAGCUUACAAAGGGGAGCUUGGAGAUUACUAUUGUAUGGCUGCCAAAGCUGUAGGAUUACCAUGUCCUGACUACAAACGCAUGCAUGAAGGCUUCAAACUUGCAUAUACUGAUAUGGCCAAGAACUAUCCUUGCUUUGGCCAUGCUGCAAAGAUGCCCAAUAUUGUUUGGUGGAAGACAUGUGUCCGAGACUCCUUCAUAAGGGCUGGAUAUGACUAUGAUGAAGAGACAUUUGAGAAGAUAUUCAGACGCAUAUAUGCAUCAUUUGGCUCAUCUGCCCCUUAUGUUCUUUUCCCUGAUUCCAUUCCUUUCCUAAGAUGGGUCCGUGCACAAGGUAUGCCGGUUGGGCUAGUGAGCAAUGCAGAAUACCGUUAUCAAGAUGUAAUUCUUCCUGCCUUGGGUAUAAAUCAGGGUUCUGAAUGGGAUUUUGGAGUAUUCUCUGGUAUUGAAGGUGUAGAGAAGCCAAAUCCAAGGAUUUAUGAGAUAGCAUUAGAGAGAGCAGGAAAUGUUGCUCCUGAAGAAACUCUACAUAUUGGAGAUAGCAUGCGUAAGGAUUUUCUUCCAGCAAAGAGCUUGGGCAUGCACGCAUUAUUACUAGAUAGAUUUAAGACUUCAGAUGCCGAGAAAUGGAGAAAAUCCGGAGCACCUGUCUAUCCGGAUUUGGCAUCUGUGCAAGAUCUUCUAAAUUCUGGUAACAUUGACUUGCUGAAAGAACUUUGAAUUAUUAAACUUAAUGAAGUUUAAGUUGGUGUUACCAUAUUAAAGAAUUCUAACAUUAACUUGCUUUUCUAGAUCUUCUUUAGGCCUGCCUUCUCCGUCUGUUGUAGAAUCUACACAUUCCUUAGUCAUGUUCAUUGUAUAAGAAGCAUCUCUUUUUCAAGAAUUCUGCUUCUCUUGUUCAUUAGUUCUAUAUAUUGAGUGGUUGUUGAUGAAGCUCUUCCUUCUCUUAGUUCUGUUGUUUUUUUUUUUUUUUUCCUUCUUUUUUUUGUAAACAACUUUUUUAGGUGAAAUUUUCACAAUGUUUCAUUGCUCUGGGCAGUACAGCUCGUGGCGACUGUGCCAUACCAGCCAUCCUGUGGGCUAAGCCUGCGCACUAUAAGCAUUUCCUAGUAUAUUAAUUGUAGACUGAUCAUGCCAAAGUGCCAAACCAUUGGCCCUGUGGCCUGUGCUGUGCCAGUCUUUGCAAAAUGCGGCCUUGGCUUAGCCUGCGUGCCUCAUGCUGGCCUCAUGGCCCACUG